This is a messenger RNA of Lingula anatina, 1475 nucleotides long. RefSeq lists its product as uncharacterized. Lineage: Eukaryota; Metazoa; Brachiopoda; Lingulata; Lingulida; Lingulidae. The record is from RefSeq and is a predicted model, not a curated record.
CAAGUAUAACAACUGCUGGGACACCACCCUAGGACAACCCUCAUAUGGCGGCCAGGGUCCGUUUGAUGGGCCGUUGGUAUGAUGCCUGCACCGGCUGGUUUCGUACCUUAGAGAGAAUCCAGGUGUUCAGUUUUUCUUCGUCAUUCCUAAAGCCCCUGAUCUGUUACUUAUAUGUCAAAACAGGGAACGCUGUUUUGUUUCCUCCUAGAAAUUUAGCUAACAAGAAAAUAGGUCUCGUUGAUGGAUGGAUUACUGAUGAAAAAUGUCUGGCCAGAUGGACCGACGUCACGAAUCAGGACAAUAUGACCGUCGUCCACGCUCCAUCUGCUGGAGAUAUCGUUGCCAACUUGAAAAGUGGUGAAAUGGAUGUAGCAUUUUUACCUGCCAUCACAAUGGCGGGCUAUGCAUCUGGAGCCAAUCCCGGGGUUGAAAAAGUCCCUGGGGACGGUUUUUAUUGCACGCUGGCUGGGAAUGGAAUGAUGACACGGAAAGAUAACGACUUCAACUCCCAUUGGAACGUAGGAUUCAGCAAACUGGUCUCCAGUGGGAAGUUUAAGAAAUUAUGUGACGCAGCAGCUACUAAACACGGUUUUCGUGGUCCCGUGGACUGCGUCGACGGCUAACAAUAUCAUUAAGUCCGGAGAUUGAAAAUUAAAAGAGAAAGAAGCCAAUAUUGGAACAAACUUCCUGUCAAAAACAAAACUCAGUUUCAAGUGUUAAUUGGUUUCCAAACGAGAGGAAUACCUUGUUCACAUCUGACGCAAUAUCUACCCUCUCUGAAGCCUUGGGAUUAUCGACCCGUGAACAUUUCUGUUGUUUCAAAUAUGAGAAUGGACUCUUCCUCAAAGUGAACAAUUCAGUUACGUCGUUGACAUAUACAUGUAUAUUGUGUUAUAGGCCUAUUUGCAUAUUUUUUAUUUGCUUCGAUAGUUUCACCGUGUGUACCAUAUAUUCCUCUGCUAUAUCCCAGUAGUAGUUGUUAUACAUCCGUUUAUGUUGCUCUCAGUCUAAACGCCUUAAAUCAAAUGUAGAUAUGUUAUAGUUCUUGGAUAUUUAUAAAAAAGAAUAUACACCAUAUCCAUCUUGUGUUUGUAAGAGGUAUACUCCAACACGUAUUUUUAUUGGUUUAACAUUAGAAUUUAUGUGCACUGUCUAGCAAAAGAAAAUUUAAAUGAGUGCAUUGAUAAUUUUUUAUUUGGUCACCAAUUUUUCCUUUUAUGAAAAUAAUAUUUAUACUUUUCUGUGAUAGAUAGCCAAAUUACAUGCGAUUUGAACAACCCUUUUAUAAACAACAGUAGUUCAAAAAUUGGAUUUUUGUUUUGAUGCCUGGAAUGCCUCCAUCUUGAACUUUUUAUACAAUUAGAACAGAAGUCAGUUUUGAGUCUAUUAUGCAAAAGUUUUACUUUUAAGUAUCUGAAUAACAUAAAUGAUAAUAGAAAUAACCUUUAUUGAAAGGCAAGGUUGAGUAAAUAGCU